Molecule: messenger RNA, 2386 nt
Organism: Coregonus clupeaformis (lake whitefish)
Lineage: Eukaryota; Metazoa; Chordata; Actinopteri; Salmoniformes; Salmonidae
Product: sterol carrier protein 2
Exons: 5
Coding region: 108-557 (149 amino acids)
Cellular component (GO): cytosol
Source: RefSeq, a predicted model, not a curated record
AUCGGCUAUUGACAUGUAGGGUCUUGCAGAGAAGCCGAAUAAGGAAUUCAGGAUAAAAGUUGUUUCACGACACAGCAAGCACAAGAGGAUCAUCGGCCUGUUUGAAAAUGGUUGUUUCACAUUUCAAAAUGCGCGAAUCACAGGUUGUAAGCUCCCAGAGAAUCCAGGCAGUUAACACCAAUGCAGAGAGCAGCCUGGAGGGGUUCAAGGCCCAUGCAGUCUUCCAGGAGAUCAAAAAGAAGCUGGAGGAGGAUGGAGAGUCAUUUGUGAAGAAGAUUGGGGGGGUGUUUGCCUUCAAGGUAAAGGAUGGUCCGGAUGGUGAGGAGGUGACCUGGAUAGUGGACGUGAAGAAUGGCAAGGGUUGCGUUCACAAUGACACAGCAAAGAAAGCGGACUGCACCAUUGCCAUGUUGGAUGCAGACCUGCUGUCCUUGAUGACAGGGAAAAUGAACCCACAGACAGCGUUCUUCCAGGGCAAGCUGAAGAUCACAGGGAAUAUGGGAAUGGCCAUGAAGCUCCAGAGUCUGCAGCUACAGCCAGGCAAAGCCAAGCUGUGAGGUAGAACCUGGGGCUAUAGGCAGAGGUUACCGCCCUAGCACUAUUCUAGGAUCAGAUCUUCAUAUCUCAAUCCUAACCUGAACCACUAGGGGUUACAACAACAAAACUGGUCCUAGACCUGCACUAAGGGGUAACUUCUACCUUUUCAGUAGCUCGACAGCAGCCACCCCCAUCUAACUCUAGUAGUGUGAGGAGAGGAAGGAUCCGCACUGUAGUAGGAGAGGGUGAGGAGAGAAGGAUGAGAUUCCUUUCUCUCUCUCCCCUCUGUCUUUUUCUAAUAUAUUAAUGCCCAGAACACACUAGACUAGGGAGGUAUACCGUAGGGGUGCACUGUACUCUCACUCUCCAACUGUGUAAUUAGGGGGCCAAGCCUGCAAAGCUGGGUGAAACCCUAUUGUAUUUCAUGCCGUUCAUUGUUAUUAUUUGGGUUCUUCCAUCAAUUGUGUGAAAACAUUUAAAAUUCCCGUGAGAUGGCCCAGGAGGGUGGAACUUUGCAAGAUGGUAAAGGGCCAAGGGCCAAAUGCUCUCAUGCCAUGGCAAUUGGCCACAUGGUGGCACUAUAGCAAGCGAUUGAAAAUGCAAACUUUGAUAGGUCACGUCCCUCACCCCGUGUGACCUAGGGUCCUAGAAUUUAGUAAAUAGGUCCCUCUCCUCACAAGGAACAAAUUUGCCUCAAGGACCCUUAAGGUCCGCAAUGAUAGAUUUUCCGCCAUUUAGAAUUUUGUAAAAAACACAAAACACUACUCCUCUGGAUACAUGGCAUCUAUGGACCAAGCUCUCACAAAUGUUUUUCCAGGACAGCAUGUCAAACAACAUGGCCGCUACUGACCAAUAAACAUUAAUGUGGGUGUGGUCUGGCACAUGAAUGCAUUUAACUCAGACACCGAUAUUCGUAUUGUAACAAAACUUGGGACACAUGUUCCAAACACUGUCAAGACUCAACAUCUCUAUGCACAUUCCGACCGACCACACGGUGGCGCUAUAACGGACACAUGUUUAUCUCUUGAUCUGUUUGACUCAGAGUGAUGAAACUUGGCACACAUGCCCAGGGAUAUGAGUCUAGCUAACAUGUAAAGUAUGAUUCAGUUUGGCCACAUGCACCAUGUUGGACAGAAAAUCAUUCAUGCAAGCUCAUUGGCUCAUAGCGCCCAUAUUGUUUGAGCAAGAGUCUUGGAAAAAAUUACAUUAAAAGCAUAUUGUAGGAUCUGUUUGAUUUUGAGUUCUGAUAAUUGGCAAGCUUGGUAAGGAGUACAGAAGUAGCUCAUCCUAGGGCAAUUUUUCCUGAUGGUGGCAAAGGGGGCCCACAGCUUGAACCCCGCCAUUGCUGCUUCCAGCUAUAUUUUAAUAUUAAUUCAGUUUGAUUUAUUAUGACUCAGAGAAGAUCUGUUUGUAUGAAAAUUAUGUAAUUAAUUUAAUCAUGCCCCUCUCAUCUGGUGAUGUCUGACCUUUUUUCCCCUAAUAAGUUUCAUGUGGUAAUGGAAAUGAUGUCACUCUUGACAUUUGGGACAGGAUAAUUCAUGUAUUGUACUGUCUCAGAGCUGUGUUAGUCAUUUCUCUUUCUCCCUAUUCAGCCAUUAUGAGAUAUAAAACAGUGAAGUGCCUCUCAGGUGUGCAGUAUCCCCUGGUUACAUUAUAAAAAAGUGUAAAACUAUUGAUAAGGUCUCAUAAUAUCUGAAACAAACCUGAAUGGAUGGACCACUGAGUAAAAGUUACUGUGUUACUUUCAGCCAUGUUGUUGUGACUGUGACCACCUGAACAACUGAUGAUGCUAAAGUGAUUUCUACUAAAUAAGCUCUGUGUUACUUGCUAAUAAAUGCUCUUUAAAACA